Nezara viridula (southern green stink bug) is the source of this 1061-nucleotide messenger RNA. Lineage: Eukaryota; Metazoa; Arthropoda; Insecta; Hemiptera; Pentatomidae. The record is from the annotation of a GenBank genome assembly.
UAUACAUGUGGUGAUAACAAUGAUCGUUUUACAUUUGGCUGGUUUAAAUUAUUUUUAAAUCAGAAAAAUGUAGUCACUCCCACCAAAAUGAAAUAUUUUCCUCCGUUCACAUUAGAGUUAACGCUUGCACUGAUUAAACCUCAUGCUGCGAAAGUUCCCUAUGUUGUAAAAGCAAUCGAACGAAAAAUCAUUAAAAAUAAAUUUUACAUAGUGAAACGUUCUCAUUGUGUUAUGCAUCUAGAUCAUGCAAGUAGAAUGUAUGAAGAACAUAAAGGAAAAUCAUUUUAUAAAAGAUUGGUUGAAAUGAUGACUAGUGGCCCAAUAGAGGCCUUUAUUUUAGCCCGUGAAGAUGGUAUUCGUACAUGGAGAGGACUGAUGGGACCAACUCGGGCUUUAGAUGCUCAGUAUACUCAACCUACAUCACUUCGAGGAUUAUAUGGACUUUCAAAUACUCGAAAUGCAACUCAUGGAUCUGAUUCUCCUCAAUCUGUCUUCAAGGAAGCUGGGGUCUUCUUUCCAUAUUUUGAUAUUUGCGAUUGGUAUGAUAAAGAUGAAGAAUAUUUUCGAAAUGGUUAUGUAAGAUUUUGUGAUGAAACAUCAGUUCACGUAAAGGAUGAAAAUGAUGCGCCCAAAGAUUUGAAAGUUAAAUGUGAUUAGAUGGAUUAUAUGAAUUGCAUGCAAUGCUUUCUCCCAUCAUUCAUAAUAAAAAUAAUCCUUACUGUCAUUUUGGAUUGUUUUAUUCUAUUAAGUUCAGUCAUUACAUAACAGGUAGAAUUAGUAUGCUAUUUCAUGAUUACUUUUAGAAAAAAAACAAAUUACUUAGCAUUAACGACCCACAACAUUAAGUUCUCAAAUUAUUCUCUGUGUAAGGUUAACUGUUACUCAUAAUAACUUAUAAAAUACUCUUUUAAUUCUCUCAUCAUCAUUAUGUUAUUGUGUCUCGAUUACACAUUAAUCGAUGGUAUGAUGAUAUCGAUAUUAAAAUCUUUAGUUUGUAAUAACUUAUUUAUUUAUUAAUGUUUUCUGGAAAAAAUAUGAAAUAAGUGACUUUCUGAUCGAAG